UCACAUUGAUCAAACAACAACAUGGCAAGAUCCACGGAAGGCCAUGCUUUCCCAGAUGAAUGUUACAGCUCCCACCAGUCCUUCUGUGCAGCAGAACAUCAUGAACUCGGCAUCAGGCCCACUCCCCGAUGGAUGGGAACAAGCUAUGACCCAGGAUGGAGAAAUUUACUACAUAAACCAUAAGAACAAGACCACAUCUUGGCUAGACCCAAGGCUUGACCCACGCUUUGCCAUGAAUCAGCGGAUCAGCCAAAGUGCUCCGGUGAAACAGCCACCUCCUCUGGCUCCACAGAGUCCCCAGGGAGGUGUGAUGGGUGGGAGUAGCUCCAACCAGCAACAACAGAUGAGACUUCAGCAGCUGCAGAUGGAGAAGGAAAGGCUGAGACUGAAGCAUCAAGAACUGCUUCGGCAGGCAUUGCGGAAUAUCAAUCCCAGCACAGCAAAUUCUCCAAAACAUCAG
Molecule: messenger RNA, 460 nt
Organism: Apaloderma vittatum (bar-tailed trogon)
Lineage: Eukaryota; Metazoa; Chordata; Aves; Trogoniformes; Trogonidae
Product: yorkie homolog
Exons: 4
Biological process (GO): positive regulation of transcription by RNA polymerase II; hippo signaling
Cellular component (GO): nucleus; cytoplasm
Molecular function (GO): transcription coactivator activity; protein binding; transcription corepressor activity
Source: RefSeq, a predicted model, not a curated record